Messenger RNA from Scomber japonicus (chub mackerel), 740 nucleotides. It is a transcript of the gene tmem106a, whose product is annotated as transmembrane protein 106A. The transcript has 7 exons. Lineage: Eukaryota; Metazoa; Chordata; Actinopteri; Scombriformes; Scombridae. The record is from RefSeq and is a predicted model, not a curated record. Bases 60 to 731 code for a protein of 223 amino acids.
UCACACCGGGGCUCAACAGCAAAACCACAGGGGCUCCUGAUCCAGAUCUGAUAAAAGGGAUGGAGAAGGAGAGGACACUGAAGCAUUUUCCUCCAUAUGGUGCCAUUAACCCUAACUCCUCAGAUACCUGCCCCACUUGUAGAGGCACCGGGCGGAUUCCACGAGGCCAUCAAGACCAGCUGGUUGCCGUGAUACCCUGUAAUGAUAUAAGGCUGAAACCCAGACGCACGAAGCUCUAUGUGUGUGUCUCCAUGGCUUUGUGUCUCUUCCUCUGCUGUCUGAUCCUCUUCUUCCUCUUCCCCCGGAGCAUCACCCUAACGCCUGUGUCUGUGCUGUCAGUCAUGGUCUACUUCAGCCCGGAUACAGUUGAUAUGAAAGUCACGAACCUCAUCAACAUCACCAACGAGAACUUUGUCCCAGUUCAGAUCUCCGACUUCACCGUUCAAGGUCUAGUGUCUGAUAUAGUCGUGGGUAAAACCAAGAUAUCCAACAUGACCGCCCUCCAAUCCCGCUCAAUGAAAUCGUACACCAUUCAAAUCGACCUGCCUAUUUCAGAUAAAGGCUUAAACACUUACUGCAAGUCGACCUCUAUCAAGAUUCACACGUUAUUUCUGGAGCUGCAAAUGACCAUGAACAUCUCGUACCUGUCUCACACGGAGCAGCUGUCUCUGGACACCUUCGAGUACAUCGACUGUGGCACCAACUCCACUUCCCCACAUCCUGUCAGAUGAUGAUGAUGA